Drosophila albomicans is the source of this 1992-nucleotide messenger RNA. RefSeq lists its product as uncharacterized. The transcript has a single exon. The record is from RefSeq and is a predicted model, not a curated record. Bases 54 to 1970 code for a protein of 638 amino acids. Lineage: Eukaryota; Metazoa; Arthropoda; Insecta; Diptera; Drosophilidae.
UCGAAUUUUUCUGAAAUAUCUAUCAAAUUGAAUGUGUAAAAAAAUGUAUAAAUAUGAUAAAUUUCCCCAAGAGAAUAUUUCAACUUUACAAAGUUCGCUGGCUGUAUUUCACUGCAAUAUUAUGCUUUUUUGUGAUCUACUACAAAAUAUAUGUUUAUGUUAUCAAGGAUACUAGCGAGAGGUUUUUCAAGAAGGAUUAUUUUGUGAAUACUAAGGGUUGUCAAGUAUCAGCUUUCAACCCAUUUUCGAGAAAAGUCUUGGCGCACACAAGCAAACUGAAACCGUAUAAAUGUACCCAAAAGAAACUGUUAUUAGCGCAGACAAUAAAUGGUAGUAAUUUCUUAGUGCUACCGAUGAAGAGAAAAAGCAUAUUUCGAAUUUAUAGAGUGAAGGAAAUAUCUGAUAUAAAGUGUGAAUACAAUGUUAUAAAAAGAAUUACCGAUAAACUAAAUAAAUAUAGCAAGAAGAAGACUUUUUCAUUGAGCAAGAGAAGAAGACAAAUCGAAGUGAAAAGUGGAGCGACAAUCAUAAGAACUAAAUGUUUUGGGCUUCAGAAAGAAAUACUUUAUCACGAUGUACAUUUCUUUAUGCCUCCUUUAGGCAAAAAAACAAAACAAACGAGGCGGGAAAAGCGACUUUCUGUGCUUAUACUUGGCAUCGAUUCCAUUUCGCAUCUACAUUUCAUAAGAUCGAUGCCUUUAUUACGCACUUAUAUCAAAUUAUUGCCACAUGUGGAAUUCUGGGGUUAUAAUCGAGUUGGUGACAAUUCCUAUCCCAAUCUGAUGCCUUUCUUUAGUGGCUUGAACACCACCGAAUUGGAAAAGGAUUGCUAUAAUGACGAAAAGAAUUUCGACAAGUGUCAACUGCUCUUUCAGCACUUUAAAUCAUUUGGUUAUACUACGAGUUUUGGUGAAGAUACUUAUAUCGGUGGCACGUUUAAUUAUCAAAAGGGAGGAUUUGAAAAGAUACCCACAGACUUUUAUUUGCGACCUGUGAUGGUGGAAAUUCAUCGUCACACAACCUACGAACUUGAGAGAGAACAAAGCAUCAAUUGCAGUGGAGAUCGCAAGUACUCCGAUGUUCUGUAUGAAUUCAUUAGGAAACUCGUGCCACAUUUGCAACAAUCGCCGCACUUUUCAUUCUUUUGGCAAACACAGGGAGUGCAUGAUUAUUUCAAUUAUUCCCCUCUUAUUGAUAAGGAUUACUUUCGCUUAUUGCGACUCUUUGAAACGGAGAAUAUUUUAAGCUCAACGCUUGUGUUGCUUAUGUCCGAUCAUGGCUUGAGAUACGGAGAUUUUCGGACAACUUAUCAAGGAAUGCUCGAGGAAUCGCAACCGCUUUUGAUAGCAAUUUAUCCAGAGUGGCUGGCAACUGCUUAUCCUUUAGCCUUGUCUAAUCUAAAAAAGAAUUCUCAUAGUCUCAUCACAACUUAUGAUUUGCAUGCCACACUCAAGGAUUUAACGAACUUGAAUUUACUAAGCAAUGAAAAUGUAAAAAAUCGAACAACUUUGUUGCAACAACUUGGGUCGAAUAUCCCUCGAGGUAUUAGUUUAUUCCUCCCGAUACCAGAGAUCAGAAAUUGUCACUUGGCCAGCAUUCCAGCUCAGUUUUGUCUCUGUCAUAAGUUGCAUCAGAUUUCCUCUAGAGAUAAAAGAUCCGAGCGAGCUGCUCGCUUUAUGGUUGAUAACAUAAAUAUUAGAUUGAGUAAUUAUUCACUAUGUCCACAAUUGAUGCUCGAAGAGGUGCAGGAUACUUAUCUUAUCAAGCAGGAUAACGAUCAGCAGAGCUUUGGCGUCAAGGUGCGUUUGAAAACAAUGCCAGGCGGAGGUUUGUUCGAAGGUACAGCUGUAUUUUUUGGGGAUUCUUUAACACUCAAUGGUCCUGUGCUGCGCAUCAACAAAUAUGGCAAUCAAUCUCGAUGUGUGCAGAACUAUAAAAUUGAAAUGUAUUGUCAUUGCUCGCUGCAUUAAACAAUUUGAUAGUUUAGUAUAA